CCACACCCUAUGAACUUAUUCAGUUUCUCACCUGAUCUCACUCUCCUCUAAUGUAAUAAUAAUCACUUUUCCAGUAUUAACACAUUUUCAAACCACCAAACAAACCCUUACUCUCUAUGGCGAUCUCAUCACAAUCUUUCUCACCUUCCUUCAUCUUAACUCGCACCGAUUCAACUCGUCCAACUCGUCUUCCCUCUCGAUUCACCUCCACUCACUUCCGCAAACCCCAAACCCGCUCUUCCUCCCCUCGAUUCAUCGCUUCUUCGCGUCUCAACUCGUCUAAAUCCUCCGACGCCGGCGGUUCUAUUUCUCCGGACAACGGCGACGUCACCUACGAGCUCCACCACGAUCUCUCGCCGCAGCGGCGGAGACGCGGAUCGCCGGUUUUCGUGACGCUGCCGGUGAAAUCUGUGGGGAGGGAAGGGAAGAUAUGGAGGCCGAAGGCGAUGAUGCUGUCGUUAAAGGCGUUGGCGGCGGCGGGUGUGGAAGGGGUUGUGGUGGAGAUUUGGUGGGGGGUGGUUGAGAGGAAUGAGCCUAGGGUUUAUGAUUGGCGAGGGUAUCGGGAGCUUGUUAUGAUGGCUUGCAUGUGUGGACUCAAAGUUCGUGCUGUUCUUGCGUUUCAUCAACAUGGCACAGACGGUGAUGAUCUUAAUGGGAUACCACUUCCUUUAUGGGUGCUUGAUGAGAUACAAAAGGAUCCGGAUUUAGCAUUUUCUGAUAGGUUUGGAAGAAGAAAUACUGAAUAUAUUUCUCUCGGGUGUGAUACUCUUCCUGUGCUGCGCGGGCGUUCUCCCAUUCAAGUAUAUGCAGAUUUUAUGAGGGAUUUCAGGGACACUUUUAGGCCUUUUCUUGGCACUAUCAUUACAGGAGUACAGAUUGGGAUGGGUCCUGGUGGUGAACUAAGAUACCCUUCAUUGUCAUUACAAAAGCUAAAUUUGGCUUGGUCUCGCGAACUUGGAGAGUUUCAGUGCUAUGAUAAGUAUAUGCUUGCUUCUCUAAACGCCUCUGCAAGAAAUAUUGGAAAGCGUGAAUGGGGAAAUGGCGGUCCAUCUGGUGCUGGAAGUUUGAUCCAAAAUCCUGAGCGUACUGAAUUCUUUAGAAAUGAAGGUGGCUCUUGGAACAUGCCAUAUGGUAAAUUUUUCCUCGAAUGGUACUCAGAUAUGCUACUACUGCAUGGAGAGAGAAUUUGUAGGGAAGCUGAAACUAUAUUUAGGGGCACAGAAGUCCACAUAUCAGCAAAAUUGGCUGCCAUUCACUGGCACUAUGUCACACAAUCCCAUCCAUCGGAGGUAACAGCAGGCUAUUAUAAUACUUUUAACAGGGACGGAUACAUACCAAUUUUACGCAUGUUUAGUAAAUACGGAUUCUCGAUGUGCUGCUCUUGUUUUGAAAUGCAAGAUAUAGUUAUGAAGAAGAUCAACCCAGAUUGUAGCCCCGAAGGUUUUCUUAGACAACUUUUGCUGGAUGCUAGGCUCUGUGACAUAUCACUUGAAGGCCAAAAUUUUUCAACCGAUUUGGAUGAUGAUGGAUUCUCUCAGGUGCUAAAGAUGUCAAAAUAUUACUCAGAUGGCAUCGAGAGACGCCCCUUCUCAUUCAACUUUGUAAGAAUGGACAAAAAUAUGUUUGAACCCCGAAAUUGGGACCGGUUUACUCGAUUUGUGAGACGAAUGUCUGAUGGAAACAUGUUUCGAGCCCGAUUAAAUUCUGUAGGAAACCUACGGUUGAAAACUACAGUGGCUGCACAAGUUGGAUUGUUAUACCAGCUUUACCAGUACUCUUGAAGGCAUAUUUUAGUAUUAUCAUCCAUCAUCUUUCUAGUGUUAUGAAAUGAGUAGUAUCUGCCGAUUCUUAUGAUUCUUUUAUUGCUUAUGGGCAACUUUUACUUCUUCAGAGAACCACCACCUUACAUGACCUUCCAGUGUUUUUAUAUGGUUGGCAUGUUAUUCCACUUGUACCUAUAAUUCUGAUGGACUGAGAUGCAAUCUUGGAUCCAGAUACUGUUGGAAUCUUAGUUCAUCAAGUUCGUCCCAUUUUUUAUUAUCUAUUCUGUGGAGAUGGAUUCUUGAUUAUAAAGCCCUGUAUAAUAACUUAAUGAUGAAUAUCUUUAGAGCAGAUUGUAUGUUUGGAUUUCUAAUGAGUAUAAAUUGCAAAUGAUCCAAUUAUAUUA
Molecule: messenger RNA, 2167 nt
Organism: Vicia villosa (hairy vetch)
Lineage: Eukaryota; Viridiplantae; Streptophyta; Magnoliopsida; Fabales; Fabaceae
Product: beta-amylase 3, chloroplastic-like
Exons: 4
Coding region: 117-1781 (554 amino acids)
Biological process (GO): polysaccharide catabolic process
Molecular function (GO): beta-amylase activity
Source: RefSeq, a predicted model, not a curated record